This is a messenger RNA of Funneliformis geosporum, 750 nucleotides long. Lineage: Eukaryota; Fungi; Glomeromycota; Glomeromycetes; Glomerales; Glomeraceae. The record is from the annotation of a GenBank genome assembly.
UCAACCUUUAAUUCUAAGUCUUGGGAACAAACUGUCCAAAAUUUAACUCUUGGACAAAAGAACAAAGAAGAUACAAAACAAAGGAAUAAGGCAAAUUUAUUACACCUUCUACGACCUAAUAUACUUCUGGUGUUCACUAUUGGACAACAUAUUACGGCUGUGAUGCAUCAGCAUGAAUCACACGUCUCCACCCCUGAUAUGUUGGGCCGACUGAUCGAUCAUAAUGACCGAAUUCCUCUGACGCCCGCUAAUUUAACACGAUUUCAUUCCAGAGCCACUCCCACCAUAACAGUAUCCGAUUAUCUUCGUCGGAUAGUGAGAUAUACAUCUACGGAGAAAGCUUGUCUCUUAAUACUUCUUAUAUACAUAGACAGAGUAUGUGAUCGUGACAAGAAUUUCACAAUCACGUCCUUGACUGUGCAUCGUUUUAUUAUAGCCGCGGUCACGGUCUCAUCGAAAGCAUUAUGUGAUUCCUACUGCACGAAUUCACAUUAUGCAAGGGUGGGUGGAAUAUCCACACAGGAACUUAACACCUUGGAAUUAGAAUUUUUAUCACUAAUCGAUUGGCAGUUGAUCUGCUCUGGAGAGACAUUACAACAAUAUUAUGCGAAUCUGGUUAAACAGAAUACAAGAUAUCGGAGAGCUGUUCCUGCUUCUGAAUGUGACAAUUAUGAAUCUAUGGGUAGUGGUGGUAGUAAUGAAACAGGCACCGACAAUCAUAUUAAUAACAUAAUGAAUCAUGUUGAAUAA